AUGCAGCCGCGGGGCAGCCAGGCGCUGCUUUGUCAGCACGGCCGAAGCGGCUCGCUGGUCUCUGUCUGUGAUGAUGACGCUGGAGAGGCGCGCGGUGGAUAUAUGCUUCUAUCAGGACGGGCGAAUACCAUCAGUGCAUUGCAAUGUAACAAACACAUUAAGCUUCCACUGGUGGCUGGGUGAUUUUCCUAAUGCAUGCAUAUAAAUAUUUAUUUAUAUCCAGAGGGGAGGGGAUGAAAUCAGCAGACAGGAAGCAUUUGAAAAAAAGCCUCGUGGUACUGUACCGUCCCAGAUGUUGUGUUAAGCAGGCUUUCACAGCUAUGUCCUCACAUCACCGAAAUAAUAAAAAUAUUUCGUGUAUUAGGCUUACGCUAAGACGCAACUUGAAUUAAUCAAAACAUCAAUUGCAUAACAAAAGGCAAAUAUUUGCAAUAACCUAUUUGAGUAAAACACAAUUAUAUUAAGCAUUGCAUAAUGCUUUUCAAUUCCAAAGGCCAACAUUCGUUAAGGCAAUUUUAGGCUAAACAAUUUAAUCCAUCUGGUUAAUAUUACAGUCCCCUGCCAAGAUUUAGCAAAUUAUUUUUGAUAAGGAGGAGAUAACUGAGCCUACAAAAAAAGAUGGAAAUCACAGAUGUAGGCCUGUAGCAGAGUUCUUAGUCACUGCAAUGUGUGAUAAAUCUUCAUAUAGCCUAAAUCUACAUUUCAUUAUAUUUAGCCUAUAGUUCAAGUUAUUGUCCACUGCCAACAAAUAGCCUACUGAUACCGAUUAUAGGCCUAAUGUGUAGACUCCUAUCUAUAGCUACUAGAUUUUAAACCGGAAAUCUGAAAAUAUCUGAAGCAUUGCAUCACAAACAAUAGGCUACAUUGCAAAAGUUACAAAUGUAACACUGCAGAUGUAACAUUGCAGACUGUAGGGUGUAGCCUAUAAAAUAGCUAGCUCCUCCGUUCCAGAGUGUAUAGAAAAUGUGGUGUCGAGAAAACUAUGCUGAGAUGCUGUGAGAACAAGAAUUCCGCUGACACUGUACUUUGAUUAUAAAGGUUUAUUUAUAUCAAAGGGUUACAGCGUCAAUUUACAGAUAUCUGCAGAUAUCUGGAGAACAACGACCCCAAUCUGUAAUAUGUUGUUCUGUCCUCCUUUGUUUUAACCGUGGUAUUUAUAUCCUAUGCCCUAUGUAACAUAAUAUGGGUGUUUUCCCUACAGACCAAUCCCAGGAGGCCACCUAACAGACUUCCUCGGCUUUAGGGUACCCCUAUAGAACUACUCCCCAGAUGCUCCCUUUAAGCUGAGUCAACAUCCUCUAAAACCAUUUGAAACCAUUAGCAAAGUCAUAAAUUCCUCAGAUACCACAAAAACAAACAGACUUCCUGAAUCCUGAGGUCAAAGCAUCGCAUAUAUUUUUUGGGGGGUCAUUUGAAUAAUGCAGGAACGUAAUAAUUCAUCCGAGAUGUUUUAUUUCUUCUCGUGACAGCAUGUUGAACCACGUGACCGUGCUGAUGCUGACGACACAUGAAGUUACUUUAGUCCGCUUCCUACUUCCUUACCCUGGCUUGGUUCUCUCCUUCAUCAACCUUUCUUACGAUAAAAAGGACAAAAUGUCCCACCAAACGGGCAUACAGGGUAGCUAUUUCAUUUACAUUCUGUUGUCGCUUUCUUGGCAAGUUUGAACUGUAUAUAUCUCAAUUGAAAGUCUGUUUUUAAUCGAUGUUAGUCGAAUGUUUUAGCUAACGUUAGAGCAAGCUAAUUUGAAGUGCUGAUUCCUGUAGGUAGCGACUGUAGCUAGCUAGUCAGUUAACGUCAGCGAGCUAUCUGUGAUUAUUGAUUUGAUUCUCUGCUAAGAAGUAGCAGCAGUAGCUAUGUGUCUGAAAAAAAUGGCCAGACAGAUCUGCUCCUGCCUCUGCUCAAGCGAAAAAGAAAGAAACAUGUUUUUCACGCUGGACAUUUUGGCUCGGGCAACGCCUUCAUUGAAACACUUGGCAUUAAAAUGUAAAAUGGUCCUGACAUCCGUAACCUGAACCUAUCAGACGCACCUUCACAUAGAAAAUGAGCUCACUCACAGCCUACACCAAAUUAUCUGAGGGCUUUCAACCCAAUGAAAGAUACACUACAUGACCAAAAGUAUGUCCUCUGUAGUUCAGCUGGUAGAGCACGGCGCUUGUAACGCCAAGGUAGUGGGUUCGAUCCCCGGGACCACCCAUACACAAAAAAUGUAUGCACGUAUGACUGUAAGUCGCUUUGGAUAAAAGCGUCUGCUAAAUGGCUUAUUAUUAUUAUUAUUAUUAUUAUUAUGUCGACAUCUCAUUCCAAAAUCAUGGACAUUAAUAUGGAGUUGGUACCUCCUUUGCUGCUAUAACAGCCUCCACUCUUCUGGGAAGGCUUUCCACUAGAUGUUGGAACAUUGCUGCAGGGACUUGUUUCCAUUCAGCCACAUGAGUAUUAGUGAGGUUGGGCGAUUGGGCCUGGCUCGCAGUCGGCAUUCCAAUUCAUCCCAAAGGUGUUCGAUGGGGUUGAGGUCAGGGCUCUGUGCAGGCCAGUCAAGUUCUUCCACACCAAUCUCAAUGAAGAAUUUCUGUAUGGACCUCUCUUUGUGCACUGGGGCAUUGUCAUGCUGAAACAGGAAAGGGCCUUCCGCAAACUGUUGCCACAAAGCUGGAAGCACAGAAUCGUCUACAACGUAUUUAUAUGCUGUAGAGUUAAGAUGUCCCUUCACUGGAACUAAGGGGCCUAGCCCGAACAAUGAAAAACAGCCCCAGACCAUUAUUCCUCCUCCACCAAACUUUACAGUUUGCACUAUGCAUUGGGGCAGGUAGCGUUUUCCUGGCAUCUGCCAAACCCAGAUUUGUCAGUCGGACUGCCAGAUGGUGAUGCCUGAUUAGUCACUCCAGAGAACGUGUUUCCACUGCUCCAGAGCCCAGUGGCGGUGAGCUUUACACCACUCCAGCCGACGCUUGGCAUUGCGCAUGGUGAUCUUAGGCUAGUGUGCGGCUGCUCGGCCAUGGAAGCCUAUUUCAUGAAGCUCCCGACAAACAGUUAUUGUGCAGACGUUGCUUCCAGGGGCAGUUUGGAACUCGGUAGUGAGGACAGACGAUUUUUUGCGCUUCAGCACUCGACAGUCCUGUUCUGUGAGCUUGUGUGGCCUACCACUUCGCGGCUGAGCUGUUGUUGCUCCUAGAUGUUUCCACUUCACAAUAACAGCACUUACAGUUGACCGGGGCAGCUCUAGCAGGGCAGAAAUUUGACGAAAUGACUUGUUGGAAAGGUGGCAUCCUAUGACGGUGCCACGUUGAAAGCUACUGAGCACUUCGGUAAGGCCUUUCUACUGUCAAUGUUUGUCUAUGGAGAUUGCAUGGCGGUGUGCUCGAUUUUAUACACCAGUCAGCAACCGGUGUGGCUGAAAUAGCCGAAUCCACUAAUUUGAAGGGGUGUCCACAUAGUUUUGUAUAUAUAGUGUAUCAAUAUUUGUUCAGUUUCAUUUGCACAGUUAUAUAAUUAUUUAUGCAAGUGAUAGGCUACUUAAACAGGUAACGUUAGAUGGCGUUGUGUGACAUGAAUGUAGUUUUCACAACAUGGGUGUGUGAGGAUCCUAUUCACAAAGCAGGUGUAUAUAUGGUGACCUCGACAACAUGCAUGUAAAUAUUAGUGUUCAAAUCUGUGAUCGGCUGAACACUUUGUGGAAGGAGAUUGCUUAAGGUCGUGUGCAUUCAUCUUACGUUGAAUCCUACGUUGUUCUCUAUAUGGGUUUAUGUGAGGGCCAGAACCAGGAUGGUGUCCUAGAAGGCUUGACCACUUUGUCUAAUUUACUGAGUCUCGAAUAGUCUAUAUAGAUCUUAAAAACAGCUGGAACCAAGGUUGUUUGUGUAAGUAUGACAAUAAUUGCAUGGUUUACAUUUGAGGCUUUAGCCAUACUUACUCUGGAGUCUUUACAGCUGGCUGGAUACCUUGUUUGAUUAAUUUCAGUAGAGGCUUCUUCCCAUAAUACAAGAAACAAACCCACUUACCCUCUGUUUUUCCAGCUGGUAACGACUUGAAGGAUGUCUUUGCCAGUGCAAGGAGUGGAGACCAAUAUCGACUCCUAAAGAUUGUGAUUGAGGAUGGUAAGAAGUGUUUAUCUUUCUACCGAUUUGAUCAUAAAUAAACCGAUCUAAAGUUUGUCACAAAGGUUGUUUCUUUCAAGGGUAGGCCAAUAUUUCAGAUCCUUUUUAGAAGAAAAAAACAUUACCAUGAUUUAGGAAAGCCCAAGAGAUUUAAUACACCAAUAUUAAGUUUUCACUUUGAAUGCGCAACUACUGAAUUUGUGUUACAGAGCAACUCGCUUUGGGCGUGACCAGGCAAGCAUCAAAGACAUGGGACCAAGAGUACGACUCGUUAGUCCUGCCUCUACUAGAGGACCACCUGCCGUCUUAUAUCCUGUACCGACUGGACUCCUCCAACAACCAGGGCUAUGAGUGGAUCUUCCUGGCCUGGUCACCUGACCAUUCUCCUGUAAGGAACUCACCUGACCCAGAGAUGAACUUCCCUGUUAACAUAAGUUACCUCUUCAAAUUAUGUGGCACAGUCGUGUCAAUGACACAGGUCUCCUUUGCAGCAGAAUUGUUUUGAGUAGAAUAGCCUACUUAUCAAAUAAAAUAUUAUUUGUCACAUGCUUCGUGAACAACAGGUGUAGACUAACAGUGAAAUACUUAUUUAUGGGCCUUUCCCAACAAUGCAGAUAGAAAGAAAAUAGAGAAAUAAUAGUAAAGUAAUUACAUUUACAUUUGACAUUUUAGUCAUUUAGCAGAUGCUCUUAACCAGAGCGACUUACAGUUAGUGAGUGCAUACAUUUUUUUUCAUUUUGUUUUUCAUACUGGCCCCCCGUGGGAGUCGAACCCACAACCCUGGCGUUGCAAACGCCAUGCUCUACCAACUGAGCUACACAACAUGUAAUAAUUAACGAUAACUUUGCUAUUUACACGGGGUACCAGUACCGAGUCGAGGUAAUUGAGGUAGAUAUGUACAUAUAACUAGGAAUAAAAUUACUAGGCAACAGGAUGGAUAAUAAACAGUAGCAGCAGCGUAUGUGAUGAGUAAAAAAAAGUUAGCGCAAAAAGGGUUAAUACAGAUAGCCCAGGUAGCUAUUUGAUUAACUGUUUAACAAACUAUUUAGCAGUCAUGGCUUGGGGGUAGAAGCUGUUCAGUUUCCUGUUGGUUCCAGCCUUGGUGCAUCGGUACCGCUUGCUGUGCAGUAGCAGAGAGAACGGUCUAUAACUUGGGUGGCUGGAGUCUUUGACAAUUUGUAGGGCCUUCCUCUGACACCGCCUGGUAUAGAGGUCCUAGAUGGCAGGGAGCUUGGCCCCAGUAAUAUACUGGGCCUUACGCACUACCCCCUGUAGUGUCUUGCGGUCGGAUGCCACGCAGUUGCCAUACCAAGCGGUGAUGUAGCCAGUCAAGAUGCUCUCAAUGGUGCAACUGUGGAACGUUUUGAGGAUCUGAAGGUCCAUGCCAAGUCUUUUCUGCCUCCUGUGGGGGAAGAGGCGUUGUCAUGCCCUCUUCACGACUGUGUUGGUGUGUGUGGACCAUGAUAGAUCCUUAGUGAUGUGGACACCAAGGAACAUGAAGCUCUCGACCCGCUCCACUACACCCCCGUCGAUGUGAAUGGGGGCGUGCUCGGCCCUCCAUUUCCUGUAGUCCACAAUCAGCUCCUUUGUUUUGCUGAUGUUGAGGGAGAGAUUGUUGUCCUGGCACCACAAUGCCAGGUCUCUGACCUCCUCCCUAUAGGCUGUCUCAUCGUCAUUGGUGAUCAGGCCUACCGGCGUCGCAUUGUCAGCUAACUUAAUGAUGGUGUUGGAGUCAUGCACGGCCACGUGGUCGUGGAUGAACAGGGAGUACAGGCGGGGACUAAGCACACACCCCUGAGGGGCCCCCAUGUUGAGGGUCAGCGCGGCGGAUGUGUUGUCGCCUACCCUCACCAACUGGGGGCUGCCCGUCAGGAAGUCCAGGAUCCAGUUGCAGAGGGAGGUGUUCAGUCCCAGGGUUCUUAGCUUAGUGAUGAGCUUGGCGGACACUAUGGUGUUGAAUGCUGAGCUGUAGCCAAUGAAUAGCAUUCUCACAUAGGUGUUCCUCUUGUACAGGUGGGAGAGGGCACUGUGGAGUGCAAUAGAGAUUGCGUUAUCUGUGGAUCUGUUGGGGAGGUAUGUGAAUUGGAGUGGUUCCAGGGUGUCUGGGAUGAUGGUGUUUAUGUGAGCCAUGACCAGCCUUUCAAAGCAUUUCAUGGCUACAGAUGUGAGUGUUACGGGGCAAUAGUCAUUUAGACAGGUUACCUUGGCGUUCUUGGGCACAGCGACUAUGGUGUUCUUCUUGAAACAUGUAGGUCUCACUAGCCUCGUCGCAAACCAGGCUUCCCUAAAACAGGAAGCCUAGGGAAGUUCCAUGACAGAAAUCAGCUAAAGAGGGGUCGGAACCCGGUGUAAAUCAGUGAUGCCUCGCAACAUGUCAAACCAAUCAAAUGCCUUGAUUGGGCGGAGCUCCAAAGGUGCUCACCAGAUUAGUGUCGUAGGAGCAACGGUGCGUGAGGACUAAAAAUGUUUUUUAGGCUGCCUUUGGGGAGUUUUGACAUCGAUGGUUUCAAUGGAUUUGAUAGCAUUUAGCAACUUCUCCCACUCAAUUCUGCAACAAAUGAGAGUGGGAGAAGCUGUCACAGCAAUGUCGCACACACAGGCAGAGAAGCACAAAGAGGGGGUGUGCGGUGGGAGAUAUUUGGCUGUAAAUGCUAGCAUGAGGGACAAGAAGUAGCAAGCCACAAUGAGGUUCGUUUUGAGAAAAGUCAGCUAACCUUGUAAGCUACCUAGGUAUAACUAACUAGCUAGCUACUUGAUAGUUACAUUUCUCUCAUGAUUAUAAAGCCAACAAAAUGUUGAUUAAAAACAGCAUAUUAUUGACCUAAAAGGUUAAUAGCUGUGUUAGCCCAACCUCUAGCUUAUCUAGGGUCAGUGAUACUUAGACCAACCAUGUACUGUCUAUCUAUGGGAACAACUGCAAUCAUUUUGCAAGCAACAUUGCUAAAAUGAAUGAAAGAAAAUGAACCUCAUAAAAUGUUACCUGUAAUGCUCAUCUCCUGUAGCCUGAUUGUCAUCUCCUUAUUUUCAUACUGUACCUAAAUUACAAGGGUUGGAUUUGCACUAAACAAUUUUAUGUCAGCACUUAAAAGGCUUGUACAAAAUCGGGUAUAUGGUUUGCCCUCCUAUACAUUGUCUACUGGUGUCAUUUUAAAUUGAACAUAUAGCUCAACAUGUAAACAAUGUGUGAGUUUAGCUAUUUUCUGCUUCAGAUGCCCACAAGGCCAGGAAUGCCAUCAUACUGUAGGCCUAUGGAUGCAUUGGGUAUGCAUGCCAUAUGAUAAGCUGUAAAAUGGAUUCACAUAGCUGAUAUUGGAGGUCUUACAACUAGACAAAAAUAAAAUGUUAAUUUGAGAAAACAACACAGAAACACAGACACAGAACCUCCUCCCCUCUUUAUUGCAGGAUUAUAUGAUUAAUCAACAUUAACACUAGUUCAUUUAGAAUAAUAGUUUAACAAUUAAAACAAGUUGAAACACUUCACUUCAAAGAAUCAACACUUCAUCACUUCAAAUGUACAAAUAAUGUACAAAUGUACAAACUCGUAUGUAAAGAUCUAGACUAGCUUAGUCUAAACAAUAGAUCAUUGAGUAGUAACCAGUAGGCUAUUUUUACUAAAGCAUCAUUUCAGGUAAACAAAAAGAACUCCAUACCAGUGUUGGCCAAUCUUGCUCCACUGAGCCCUGAUCUAUGAUCUACUGGGUGAGUAGACUUCUAUUCCAGCUGAGCAAUAGCACACUAGAUUAUCAACUCAUUAGAGUUGAGAAGUUGAAUCAGGUGUGUUAUUGCUGGGCUGAAAAAUAACUGCACACCCAGCAGACCUCCAGGAGGGCUGGCCUGCUCCAAUUAUAAUAGGUUUGUACAUUGUGUGUGAUCUUUAACUGUAUUUCUGUAUACAACAUUUGCUAAUAUACAGUACCAGUCAAAAGUUCUACAUUGUAGAAUAAUAGUGAGGACAUCAAAACUAUGAAAGAACACAAAUGGAAUCAUGUAGUAACCAAAAAAAAAGUGUUAAACAAAUCAAAAUAUAUUUCCAUGCUUUACGGUGGGAACUACACAUGCGGAGAUCAUCCAGACCGAACGACAAAUUUCCACCGGUUCAUUGCUUGUGUUUCUUGGCCCAAGCAGGUCUUUUCUUCUUAUUGGUGUCCUUUAGUAGUGGUUUCUUUGCAGCAAUUCGACCAUGAAGGCCUGAUUCACUCAGUCCCCUCUGAACAGUUGAUGUUGAGAUGUGUCUGUGACUUGAACUCUGUGAAGCAUUUAUUUGGGCUGCAAUUUCUGAGGCUGGUAACUCUAAUGAACUUAUCCUCUGCAGCAGAGGUAACUCUGGGUCUUCCAUUCCUGUGGCGGUCCUCAUGAGAGCCAGUUUCAUCAUAGCGCUUGAUGGUUUUUGCGACUGCACUUGAAGAAACUUUCAAAGUUCUUGAAAUGUUCCGUAUUGACUGACCUUCAUGUCUUAAAGUAAUGAUGGACUGUUGUUUCUCUUUGCUUAUUUGAGCUGUUCUUGCCAUAAUAUGGACUUAGUCUUUUACCAAAUAGGCCUAUCUUCUUGUCACAACACAACUGAUUGGCUCAAACGCAUUAAGAAGGAAAGAAAUUCCACAAAUUAACUUUUAAGAAGGCCCACCUGUUAAUUGAAAUGCAUUCCAGGUGACUACCUCAUGAAGCUGGUUGAGAGAAUGCCAAGUGUGUGCAAAGCUGUCAUCAAGGCAAAGGGUGGCUAUUUGAAGAAUCUCCAAUAUAAUAUAUUUUUUGAUUUGUUUAACACGUUUUUGGUUACUACAUGAUUCCAUAUGUGUUAUUUCAUAGUUUUGAUGUCUUCACUAUUAUUCUUCAAUGUAGAACCCUUGAAUGAGUAGGUGUUCUAAAACUUUUGACCGGUAGUGUAGGCCUAAUAGUACAUAAUAAUAAUAAAAGGCAUUGGCAAAUAAACCAAUGCCUUCAUGGUCCUCUUCCUCAACAUGCUGGUCUGCAAUGAGCCUGACCUUAUCAGAGCUGUCAGCGGCGUCCUCUGUAGGGAGGUAAUGUAAGUGUACCUGCCUUUGUCUCCAUCCAUCUUUACCUAUACAAAAUAAAUAACGUUAUACUGUAAUUAGUUGCCUUGUUUCAUAAAUACUAUAAAAAAAACGUUUUGAGUCGCUAAAGGGCUGUAGGCUGUAGAAAUUCCACAAAUUAACUUUUAAGGAGGCACAUCUGUUAAUUGAAAUGCAUUCCAGGUGACUACCUCAUGAAGCUGGUUGAGAGAAUGCCAAGAGUGUGCAAAGCUGUCAUCAAGGCAAAGGGUGGCUAUUUGAAGAAUCUCAAAUAUAAAAUAUAUUUUGAUUAGUUUAACACUUUUUUUGGUUACUACAUGAUUCCAUAUGUGUUAUUUCAUAGUGUUGAUGUCUUCACUAUUAUUCUACAAUGUAAAAAAUACUAAAAAUAAAGAAAAACCCUUGAAUGAGUAGGUGUGUCCAAACUUUUGACCGGUAGUGUAGGUAGGCCUACACAUAUAACCUAUGACAUAUAGGAUAUACCCUUAGUCUCUUGGGACAUUCAUUGGGACCUCUCUCGUCAUCUGCAAACAGGCUUUCACAGCUUUCCAUAUGAGGACAGAAAACAUCACAAAGAAACAGGCUUCAUUAAACUUAAAUUAGACAUCAUUGUUGCUAUUAUCUCUGUCCUCAUAGUUUUCCCCUCUAGGGACUGGAACUGGAUAAUAUUUUCAUUAUGUCCUCCCACAAAGUUAACUGCACUAUCCAGUAGCCUACACUCUCCCUUUACUGACAGCUGGAGCUGCAAUGUCACCCUCUUCCGUGGCUGUUAUCUACAAAUGCAUUUAUAAUGAUUACAUCAAGAUAGCUAGCUAAUAGGAAGUUAGCUAUCUGCAGACAUUUAAUUCACUUAGCUAAAUAGUGUGUAUAGUUUGCUAGCUAGCAGCUCAGUUGAGUUAGCCUACAAAGUGGCCUACUCUAGCCAGCUAGCUAGCUACCUAAUAAUACAUUGUAUUUUUUUAUAUAUUAAAAAAAUACAAUUUACUUUCUUGAAUAGGUUCUCCCACUGCCUGGGUCAGGGAGAGGUUGAAAAUGUCAGUGAAGACACUUUCCAGCUUGUCAGCGCAUGCUCCGAGUACGCGUCCUGGUAAUCCGUCUGGCCCUUGGCCUUGUGAACGUUAACCUGUUUUUAAAGGUCGUACUCACAUCGGCUAUGGAGAGUGUGAUCACACAGUCAUCCAGAACACCUGGUGCUCUCAAACAUGGUUCAGUGUUGCUUGCCUCGAAGCGAGAAUAGAAGGCAUUUAGCUCGUCUGGUCGGAUAUACAGUGGGGACGACGUCAUUGAUGCACUUAUUAAUGAAGCCGGUGACUGAUGUGGUAAACUCAAUGCCAUCAGAUGAAUCAGGAACAUAUUUUAGUCUGUGCUAGUGAAACGGUCCUGUAGCUUAGCAUCCGCUUCAUCAGAGCACUUCCUUAUUGGGCACGUCACUGGUAUUUCCUGUUUUUGCUUGUAAGCAGGAGUCAGGAUAGAGUUAUGGUCAGAUUAGCCAAAUAGACGGCGAGGGAGAGCUUUGUAUGCGUUUCUGUGUGUGGAUUAAAGGUGAUAGAGUUUUUUAGUCUCUAGUUGCACAGGUGACAUGCCGGUAGAAAUGGGGUAAAAUGGAUUUCAGAUUCCUGCAUUAAAAUCACCGGCCGCUAGGAGCUAUGGAUGAGCAUUUUCUUGUUUGCUUAUGGCCCUAUACAGCUCGUUGAGUGCGGUCUUAGUUCUGGCAUUGGUUUGUGGUGGUAAAUAGACAGCUACGAAAAAUGUAGAUGAAAACUCUUAGUAUGGUCUACAGCUUUUCAUGAGGUAUUCUAACUCAGGCGAGCAGAACCUCAAGACUUCCUUAAUAUUAGAGAUCGCACACCAGCUGUUAACAAAGAGACACACACGUCCCCCUUGAGCUUACCCGAUGCUGCCGUUCUGUCCUGCCGAUGCAUAGAAAAACCAGCUAGAUGUAUAUUAUCCAUGUCAUUGUUCAGCCACUACUCUGAGAAACAUAGGAUAUUACAGUUCUUCAGGUCCCGUUGAUAGGAUAGUCUCGAACGGAGCUCGUCCAGUUUGUUCUCCAGUGAUUGUACAUUCGCCAAUAGAACGGAGGGUAGAGGCUGUUUAUCUACUCGCCAACGUAGUUUCGUCAAGGUGCCCGCACAUCGGCGUCUCUUGUGCCGUCUCCUUCUCUUCUGAGUCUCGGGGAUUAGGGCCUGGUCCGGGGUGAGCAGUAUGUCCAGUGUCGCCGACUCAUUGUAAGUAGAAAUCUUCAAUCAAAUCGAGGUUAGUGAUCGCUGUUCUGAUGUCCAGAAGUUAUUUCGGUCAUAGGAAAUGAUGGUUAAAAUCAACGCAAAAAAACCACACAAAAUAGCAUAAUUAGUCAGGAGCCCGUAAAACGGCAGCUAUCCAUUCCAGCGCCAUUCCAGCCAUUAGUGCUCAACUGUUUGUUAGCCUAUGUGUAGUUUGUGCUGUAGUGUAGUGCAAAUGUGACAUUUAGCUUUUGGCCUGCUCUUAAUACAGAUAACAUCACAACCGUUGCAGAUUGAUGUAAUGACCGAGAAUAAGAUAAAUUGAGAUCUACCUGAUUGACUGAAGUGGUUCAAUUAAGACUGACGAAUGUUGCAGGGACAGGGUGAUACAUGUGACUGGCAUUCUUUUGGUUGUACCAAGAUCAAGAUCAUGUGGUAGAGAGAUUAUAGCAUAGCAUCCUAUUCUAACAGACUGGCAGGGCUCGACAUUCCAUCCCACUAUCCGGAGGCGGCGUGCCACAGGUCCAGGCUUGCACAUGUUUUAAGACUGGAACAUCCAAAUGGGCUGCAUUUAUCUGGUGCUUAUCCAGGCACAGUUUGCUAUCCUCUGGAAAAAGAAUGGAAGCCUGUGUUGAGUUAGCAAGAAAAUAAUAAAGAAUUGUGUAAAACAACAAGAGUAAAAUCACUGCAUGUCAUUGAGAGUUAUAGAAAGGGGAUGGAAUAGAUGCAUGUAAAGAGACUGUACCCCUUGGUGUAUUCACUAAUACAUUCUAUUUCAAACAGGUGCGACAUAAGAUGUUAUAUGCUGCUACCAGGGCCACAGUGAAGAAAGAAUUUGGUGGGGGACUUAUCAAAGAUGAGGUCUUUGGCACCACAAAGGUUGGUUAGAUUAUCUGUGUUAGAUUGGGUUGUGAAAUCCUCAUACUCUGAGGAUCUGAUUUGCUGUCUGCUUUGCCAUUCAACGAUUAUUGUAAUGGAAAUGUGUCCUUUUUUUCUACUCAAGUAGAGGCAUAAACAUUGAAGAACUUUCCAGAAUGAGAUUGUUUUAAAAAGCUCAUCGGUAAUUUGGCAUUCACAUAAUCACACAUAUAAGAUGGAGAGUCAAGUAUUGUCAAAUAUGUAUUGUACGUGAAUAGUAGUUGUAAAUAGAUGGCUAACUGUUAUGUGGUCCUCUCUUCCCUCCUGUUUCUCCCCGCACUCCCAGGAGGAUAUGUCUCUGAAGGGCUACAAGAAGUACCUGGUGGCCGAGGCAGCACCACUACCACUCACUGCUGCCGAGGAGGAGCUGAGGCGGAUCAAACUCAGUGAGGUACGCACACACACACAGAGAGAGAGAAUGGUAUUCACACUUCCUGUGAUGUUUACAUAGUAAUUCUGUGUAAAAGUCAUUUUGUUGGUUUAAAGUGUUAAAGGUUUUAAUCCACACCCAUUUAUUUCAACUAAGACAUGUAUUGUAGGCAAACCUGUCUUAAUAUGGAAUUAAAAGCUCAUGAAGUGAGUGGUUCUGACCACUCAGGGCAAUUCAUAGAGAGAGCCUCUUUCACAAUAAACUCAUAGCAUCCGCUUUUAAUUGUGUUCAAUCCAAAAGACACAGUGUUGAAUAUUAAUGACGGCUGGUGAUACCUUCCCCCCCCCCGUAGACCACAAUGUCAGCAGUACAGCUGUGCAUAAUGCCGACCUGGCACGAAGAGUCACUGGAAAGGUGCUGAUGCAUUGGAACUACAGGAUGUUGGCAGAUAUGACUAUUAGUCCUGUAUGGGUCGAGACUCAUAGGUUUAUAAAUGGGUUGUUUUUGACAGAAAUGUCAUGAUGCAUUGUAAGCAUAGAUGUUGUCUCACUGAAGCACAGGUCUUGCACUAAAAUGUUAUGAGGGGCCACCCUUGAAUGUUGAUGAUGAAUGAUCAUUCAAUACUUUGCAUUGAUUCUGCAUGGGAGAGCACUUGGUCAAGGUCACACCACUGUGCCUGUGCUUGGCUCCACUGAUAAGAUUAGGGGUACACUGCUAUGUGAUAGCCCAAUGCUUUACUUGCCACUAAUAAGGAUGAUGCUAGUUUGCUUUUGUCUGGUGUUUCGAUAUAAAAUGUGAUUAACCAAAAAUAAGUAACACAUAGAAGCACAGGUUACUAUCUUUAAAAGCUCAGCCUCAACUCAAACCACUGUGAGUUCUUUAAAGAGGAAACAACAUUAUUGCUGUGCAGAGUGCACCCGGUCUGUCUGUCACAUAAACAAGACCGGUCUCCAACUCCAUAAAAGGAAGUAAUCUGAGAAGCAGUCCGUCACACUCCUAAAUACAGCCAGUAAAAAUCUAGAAGGGAGAAAACAGGAAGUAAGGGUAGCAUUUCUCCAAGUUGUUGAAGGAAGAUAAUACCAACAUUAAUCUGUGUGGGAGCAAAGUGGCUUUGAAAUAUGUAUUUAUCAUUCAUUUGCCUAGAGAGCGAGAGAGACUGCUUUGACUAAGUGGAUGGAUAAAACCCACAAUCCUUUUGGUAAAUGAGGUGGGUGCACUGCAUCAGUUGCUCAAUCAUGUGUACAUAACUGACAGCCUUUCAUUCAGAGGGAACAAACAGAGCACUAAAAAUAGAUACAAUCCAUCCAGUAUAAUCCCCUUCCAUUUCCAGUAUUUAAGGUGAUUUAGAAGGUGCCUCAUCACUCCAGUGUCUCCUGUCCAGAUAUAGAAAUAUCAACCACAUGAGUCAUUAUCCCCAAUGUGGAGAAUCUGAGAGGGGAUGCAUGUUCUAGAUAAUUUUGCCUUGUAUUUGCUUCAUAUUAAUUUAAGGUGGCCUGGUCUUCCUAAGGAAAGAUAUCUUAUGACCUCAAAGGGACUUCCUGGUUAUAUGAAAAUGAUCAAAUUGAUUGAACCACUAGCACAAGCACUAGUGAGCUGCGUGUUGACUAUGGUAAAGGUAAAGUUGUUUUAGUUUUUUCAAUCGCUUUGGUGCUAUUUUCACAAGUGUGGUGAAUUUUCAAAACUCUUAGUACAGUGUUUGAAGACAUCUUUCACCACACAACCAUUGAUCCAAAAUAUACGUUUACUGUAAAAUACCAUGAGAACAUUGAUUUAAUAAUCAAAACACAACACAGUGAUAUCUUCUCAAUUUAGUUAUUUCCAACCAGUUAAUCCAAUAGCAAAAUAUGCAAGAUGCAUGUUUCAAAAUUCCCCUUUGUAUGUAAUAUGCUACAGUACUGUAAAUUGCAGUAGAUUAAACUGUUUUCACAUUAGACAAUACACUUGCACUACUCAUACAUUUUGACAGAAUUUACUUAAUUUCUAUCCCAUGUGUGAUCAUUGAAGGCAUCUUUCACAAUCAUUGAUGCAAAAAAUAAAUGUAGAUAUAAUUACAACAUAGGUGUACUGUAAUCAAGUGAAAGAAACAUGUUUAGCAGGCACUAGUUUACAUCAAGCCUGUGUUGAGCAUUUGGCCAUAGGUUCUCAUCGACAUCGCAGUAAAUGUCCUAAUUGUUCAUAAACCUGGGGAAAAAACGUUUGGAAUGGCGAAUCCAAGCCUGACCUGGUCCGCCUUGAUGUCAUCGCAUGCCUCAUCAAUGGCCUGAAGGAGUGUGGCACGUUCAUGUGAUUGGCAAUCAUACACCUUCCACCUGUAUUGUAAUCAAAACUACCACAGCGACUUCAUUUUGGAUACGUGUACUGUAUAGGGGAUGCAUUUGUUACAUACAGUACAUCUCUGAUCUUGUCUAUCAGAUUUUUUAAACUUACUUUGAAGUGAAAUCAUAAUAGUCAUCAUUAUAGUACAUCAAAUCAAAUGUUUUUUGUCACAUGUGCCGAAUACAACAGAUGUAGACCUUUCAGUGAUAUGCUUACUUUACAAGCCCUUAACCAAAAAUUCAGUUUUAAGAAAAAUAAGUGUUAAGUAAAAAAUAGAUGAGUAAACAAAUUAAUUAAUUAAAGAGCAGCAGUAAAAUAACAGUAGCGAGGCUAUAUACAGGGGGUACCAGUACAGAGUCGAUGUGCGGGGGCACAGGUUAGUCGAGGUAAUUGAGGUAAUAUGUACACUCAUUCAAGGGUUUUUCUUUUCUUUUUACCAUUUUUUACAUUGUAGAAUAAUAUCAUCAAAACGAUCAAAUAACACAUGGAAUCAUGUAGUAACCAAAAGUGUUAAACAAAUCAAAAUAUUUUAGAUUCUUCAAAUGAGCCACCCUGUGCCUUGAUGACAGCUUUGCACACUCUUGGCAUUCUCUCAACCAGCUUCAUGAGGUAGUCACCUGGAAUGCAUUUCAAUUAACAGAUGUGCCUUCUUAAAAGUUAAUUUGUGUAAUUUCUUUCCUCCUUAAUGCGUUUGAGCCAAUCAGUUGUGUUGUGACAAGGUAGGGGGGGGUAUACAGAAGAUAGCCCUAUUUGGUAAAAGACCAAGUCCAUAUUAUGGCAAGAACUGCUCAAAUAAGCAAAGAGAAACGACAGUCCAUCAUUACUUUAAGACAUGAAGGUCAAUAAAUCCAGAAAAUGUCAAGAACUUUGAAAGUUUCUUCAAGUGCAGUUGCAAAAACCAUCAAGCGCUAUGAUGAAACUAGCUCUCAUGAGGACCGCCACAGGAAUGGAAGACCCAGAGUUACUGCUGCUGCAGAGGAUAAGUUCAUUAGAGUUACCAGCCUCAGAAAUUGCAGCCCAAAUAAAUGCUUCACAGAGUUCAAGUAACAGACACAUCUCAACAUCAACUGUUCAGGUGAGACUGUGUGAAUCAGGCCUUCAUGGUCGAAUUGCUGUAAAGAAACCACUACUAAAGGACACCAAUAAGAAGAAGAGACUUGCUUGGGCCAAGAAACACGAGCAAUAGAUAUUAGACAGGGAAAUUUGUCCUUUGGUCUGGAGUCCAAAUUGGAGAUAUUUGGUUCCAACCGCUGUGGCUUUGUGAGAUGCGGUGUGGGUGAACGGAUGAUCUCUGCAUGUGUAUUUCCCACCGUAAAGCAUGGAGGAGGUGUUGUUAUGGUGUGGGGGUGCUUUGCUGGUGACACUGUCUGUGAUCUAUUUAGAAUUCAAGUCACACUUAACCAGCAAUCCCCCGACCUCAACCUAAUUGAGAUGGUUUGGGUUGAGUCGGACUGCAGAGUGAAGGAAAAGCAGCCAACAAGUGCUCAGCAUAUGUGGGAACUCCUUCAAGACUGUUGGAAAAGCAUUCCAGGUGAAGCUGGUUGAGAGAAUGCCAAGAGUGUGCAAAGCUGUCAUCAAGGCAAAGGGUGGCUAUUUGAAAAAUCUAAAAUAUAUUUUGAUUUGUUUAGCACUUUUUUGGUUACUACAUGAUUCUAUACAUGUUAUUUCAUAGUUUUGAUGUCUUCACUAUUAUUCUACAAUGUAGAAAAUAGUAAAAAUAAACAAAAACCCUUUAAUGAGAAGGUGUGUCCAAACCUUUGACUGGUACUGUACAUGUAGGUAGAGUUAAAGUGACUAUGCAUAGAUAAUAAACAGAGUAGCAGCAGCGUAAAAGAGGGGGUGGAGGGUGGGGGGACAUUGCAAAUAGUCCAGGGAGCCAUUUGAUUAGCUGUUCAGGAGUCUUAUGGCUUGGGGGUAGAAGCUGUUAAGAAGCCUUUUGGACCUAGACAUAGGUCCCCUGCUCAGUUGGUAGAGCAUGGCACUUGCAACGCCAGGGUUGUGGGUUCGUUUCCCACGGGGGGCCAGUAUGAAAAUGUAUGCACUCACUAACUGUAAGUCGCUCUGGAUAAGAGCCUCUGCUAAAUGACAAAAAAAAUGUUUUAAAAAAAUUAUAAUACAAAAAAAUAAUGUAGACUUAGCGCUCCUGUACCGCUUGCCGUGCGGUAGCAGAGAGAACAGUCUUUGACUAGGGUGGCUGGUGGCUGGAGUCUUUGACAAUUUUUAGGGCCUUCCUCUGACACCGCCUGGUAUAGAGGUCCUGGAUGGCAGGAAGCUUGGCCCCUGUGAUGUACUGGGCCGUACGCACUACCCUCUGUAGUGCCUUGAGGUCGGAGGCCGAGCAGUUGCUGUACCAGGCAGUGAUGCAACCAGUCAGGAUGCUCUUGAUGGUGCAGCUGUAUAACUUUUUGAGGGUCUGAGGACCCAUGCCACAUCUUUUCAGUCUCCUGAGGGGGAAUAGGCUUUGUCGUGCCCUCUUCACGACUGUCUUUGUGUGUUUGGACCAUGAUAGUUUGUUGAUGUGGACACCAAGGAACUUGAAGCUCUCAACCUGCUCCACUACAGCCCUGUCAAUGAGAAUGGGGGCGUGCUCGGUCCUCCUUUUCCUUUAGUCCACAAUCAUCUCCUUUGUCUUGAUCACAUUGAGGGAGAGGUUGUUAUCCUGGCACCACACGGCCAGGUCUCUGACCUCCUCCCUAUAGGCUCUCAUUGUUGUCGGUGAUCAGACCUACCACUGUUGUGUCGUCAGCAAACUUAAUGGUGUUGGAGUCGUGCCUGGCCAUGCAGUCAUGGGUGAACAGGGAGUACAGGAGGGGACUGAGCACGCAUCUCUGAGGGGUCCCCGUGUUGAGGAUCAGCGUGGCAGAUGUGUUGAUACCUACCCUUACGACCUGGGGGCGGCCCGUCAGGAAGUCCAGGAUCCAGUUUGCAGAGGGAGGUGUUUAGUCCCAGGGUCCUUAGCUUAGUGAUGAGCUUUGAGGGCACUAUGGUGUUGAACGCUGAGAUGUAGUCAAUGAAUAGCAUUCUCACGUAGGGGUUCCAUUUAUCCAGGUGGGAAAGGGCAGUGUGUAGUGCAAUAGAGAUUGCAUCAUCUGUGGAUCUGUUGGGGCGGUAUGCAAAUUGGAGUGGGUCUAGGGUUUCUGGGAGAAUGGUGUUGAUGUGAGCCAUGACCAGCCUUUCAAAGCACUUCAUGCCUACAGACGUGAGUGCUACGGGUCUAUUGUCAUUUAGGCAGGUUAUCUUAGUGUUCUUGGGCACAGGGACUAUGGUGGUCUGCUUAAAACAUGUUGGUAUUACAGACUCAGUCAGGGACAGGUUCAAGAUGUGAGUGAAGACACUUGCAAGUUGGUCAGCGCAUCCUCGGAGUACACGUCCUGGUAAUCCGUCUGGCCCUGCGGCCUUGUGAAUGUUGACCUGUUUAAAGGUCUUACUCACAUCGGCUACGGAGAGCGUGAUCACACAGUCGUCCGGAACAGCUUAUGCUCUCAUGCAUGCUUCAGUGUUGCUUGCCUCGAAGCGAGCAUAGAAGUAAUUUAGCUCGUCUGGUAGGCUCGUGUCACUAGGCAGCUCGUGGCUGUGCUUCCCUUUGUAGUCUGUAAUAGUUUGCAAGCCCUGCCACAUCCGAAGAGCGUCGGAGCCGGUGUUACAUUUCACUAUAUAUCAUACUUUAUAUGUUUAUACUUUACAAACAUACAUUUUCAUGAUGUAGUUCUCAAUCUGUAGUAGACAAACCAGUUUAAAAUCUGUAGGAGUAGUCGGAUUAAGUAAUAGUAAAACGUAUUUUAACAAAUGAGAAGAGAAUUAUAUAAAAAGUGAAGUGAGCAUUGCAUUGUGAAAGGCAAUUACUUUAUAUGAACAUGCAUUGCAAUAUGUAUUUGUAGAUUAAACACUUAAAUUAGGUGAAAAAGUUACUAUGAUUUUGUGUGUUGUACUUAGUCAAUUGAAAAUGUGCUUUUUGAUGAUCUGUUUUGAGUUUUGUAUUAAGAGUUGACCAUAUUGACCAUAUACUCUUGAAAAUUGCACCAAAGCAAUUGAACAAAACUGUAAAUAGUUUUCUCUGUGCUGUGUGUUCAGGUGCAGACUGACAUCAGUGUGGACACCAAGCAGCAGACACUGCAGGGAGUGGCCUUCCCCAUACAUGGAGACGCUGUCGAGGCACUCGAACGAUUCAGGGACAAACGAGUCAACUACGUACAACUUGUAAGUACUUCUCCCCCUCUGUCGCUUUUCCAGGUGAGUCCGUUGAGAAAAAGUUAUGUUCCUCCUUUAUACUCAGGCUUCUCUUCAGAAUGACAAAGGAAUUUUGGAGUCAGGAGUUUUGUUGAGAACAGUACGAUGUGGUUCUCUUUUUGACCAAAGCGUCAUUGUCAGCUUUCCUCAUUGAAAUUCAAGGAAUGGUGUCACAAGAUCAGAUUUGGGGACAAAGGCAUAAUUGUGACACUUUGAGCUGGCACUGCCUGGUUCUCGCUCCUCUCUCUCUAAAGUCAUAAUAGGCAGGUUAUCAAAAGAGCUAUUCAAUAAAUCACACAACACUGAAAUGACACUUUAUUAGAGGGUCGUUUUCCUACUGUCUUCUGGUUCAUUCAUUAUGGUUUCAUUUCAAUAGGAAAUAGACUUUGCCAAAGAGCUCAUUAGGUUGUCUAACACUGAACCGACCGAGGUGAAAGAUCUGCCCAAGAGGAUCCCCACUGAGUCUGCACGCUAUCACUUCUUCCGCUACAAACAUUCCCACGAGGGAGACUACCUGGAGUCCACUGGUAAAAAAACUUUUUCACAGAGAAGCACAACACAGCUUAAGACACCAAGCGGUCAUUACAUAAAUCUCUUAAAUAUUUCACUGAAUUUUAUAUUUUUUAUAUGUCACAAUGUUGUAUAUCUGUGAUUCUGAUGGGACAUCUUCCAUUGUUAUCUCUUUUGCAGUGUUCAUUUAUUCCAUGCCGGGAUACAAGUGCAGCAUCAAAGAGAGGAUGCUCUAUUCUAGCUGCAAAAACCCCCUGGUGGACAUGGUUGAAAACAACAUGCAAAUUGACAUUUUGAAGAAGGUAAGGACCAAAAGACCAAGCUAUUUUAUUAGGAUUUUAACACAACCAAUACAAAGUGGUGUUAAUAACAUUAAAAGUGUUCCAUGCGUUUCUUUAGAGAGGGUCUUUCAUAGGGUUCAGGAAAGUAUCAGUAGGUUUGGUUCAGGUUUGGGGUUAAUUUAUAUUCAGGAAGUAAAUUGACACUCAUAUUCCAAUUUUUCUCAAUGUGUUUCAAUUAGGAACAUUUGGAAUUUGAAUUUCAGUUUACUUCCUGAAUUGACUGAAUUUAUAUGGAAUUGACUUCAACCCUGGUUUUGUUAACUCCUCACUGUUCAUGUGUGUGACUGUCCACAGCUGGAGAUAGACAAUGGGGAUGAGCUGACUGGUGACUUCCUGUAUGAGGAGGUCCAUCCCAAGCAGCAUGCACACAAGCAGGCCUUCGCCAAGCCCAAGGGCCCUGCCGGGAAGAGGGGCGGACACCGCAUCACCAGACCGGCUGGAGAAGAUGACGACUAA
Molecule: messenger RNA, 20482 nt
Organism: Coregonus sp. 'balchen'
Lineage: Eukaryota; Metazoa; Chordata; Actinopteri; Salmoniformes; Salmonidae
Source: the annotation of a GenBank genome assembly